Salarias fasciatus (jewelled blenny) is the source of this 3089-nucleotide messenger RNA. It is a transcript of the gene hgsnat, whose product is annotated as heparan-alpha-glucosaminide N-acetyltransferase. The record is from RefSeq and is a predicted model, not a curated record. Bases 40 to 2001 code for a protein of 653 amino acids. Lineage: Eukaryota; Metazoa; Chordata; Actinopteri; Blenniiformes; Blenniidae. The transcript is spliced from 18 exons.
UGUCCCUCCUCGCUUCCACUACCAUGUCAAAACAAUGGCAUGUCGGAAGCGGUAGCUCUGAUGGCAAAAAAAGAAUCCAAGAAAAACAUCAAACAGACAUCUUCAGUCGUCAGGAAGAUCCAGAAAAAGCAGGCUGACUUGGUUCGUCCAGAAAUAACCGAGAUGCUUCCUCUUUCUGCUGCUGUUUUGGUGGCAGCUGUGUGUCUGACGCCGCUCGCUCCAAUCUCUGCAUCCGGCUCAAGGCAGCACAUGUCCUUGAAGAUGGACGAGGCUUUCCUCACAGUCAACAAUGAGCUGGACACUGAUGUGCUGGUGUCCUGGGUGUCCCAGCACUGCUACCAGUGUGCGUUCCAGCUCCUGGGAGUCAUCCCGAAAAGAAGCGGCCCCGGCGAUCUGGGCUCAGUGGAGUUUAAUGUCGGCACACAGCAUGAGAUCAGUUUACAGCUCAACAGCACUCAGACCAACGAGGAGCUCUGCAUGGUUCCUUUUCACUUUGGCGAGUUUGGGAAUUACUCCCUGUGGGCUAAAAGUGUGAAUUCUUCAUCUGUGAACUGCUCCAUUGUGACUGAUGCAGAACCGGUGAACAGCUACAUGCCAAUCCUGUUUGCCUUCAUCAUCCUUGCUGGGCUGGCUUUGUUAGUGGAUGUUGCAAGAAGAAUAUCACAAUUUAAUGCUGUGAGGGGUCUUUUCCUCCGGAUUGGCGGCUCCAUGGAGACAGAGAGACUCAUCAACUCCGAACUGGGCUCGCCUCGGAUGACUGCCCCGGUGACUGACAACAUCCUCCCUCCGCCGCCCAGCACCAGCAAGCGCCUCCGCUCUCUGGACACAUUCAGAGGGAUAUCUUUAGUCAUUAUGGUAUUUGUGAAUUACGGAGGCGGACGAUACUGGUUCUUCAGACACGAGAGCUGGAAUGGCCUCACUGUUGCAGAUCUAGUCUUCCCAUGGUUUGUCUUCAUAAUGGGCACAUCCAUCGCGCUGUCCAUCAACUCCAUGCUGCGGGCAGGAUCCAGCCGGCGCUCGGCGCUAGGGAAGGUUGUGUGGAGGAGCGUACAGCUCUUCAUCAUUGGACUCGUCAUCAUCAACCCAAACUACUGUCAGGGCGCACUGUCUUGGAACAGUCUGCGGAUCCCCGGUGUGCUGCAGCGCCUUGCCUGGUCAUACUUGGUUGUAGCCAGUUUAGAUCUGUUAGUGGCGAGAGGUCACCUCGACAUCUAUGCAACAGACACCCGGUGGUCUCGGUGCCUCGACAUCCUGCUUUACUGGCCGGCCUGGCUGUGCGUGAUUCUCCUGGAAGUCGCCUGGCUUUGCCUCACUUUCUUACUUCCUGUGCCAGGUUGCCCAACGGGUUACCUGGGCCCGGGGGGGAUCGGAGACAUGGGGCUGUAUGCUAACUGCACCGGAGGAGCCGCUGCUUUCAUCGAUCGCUGGCUGCUGGGGGAAAACCACAUCUACCAGACUCCCUCGUUACGGGUCAUGUAUCGAUCUCACGUGCCGUACGACCCAGAAGGCGUCCUCGGCAGCAUCAACUCCAUCCUCAUCACUUUCCUCGGUUUACAGGCAGGGAAGAUAAUCUUGCACUACAGAGAUAUCUCCACAAGUAUUAUAUCAAGGUUCUUCAUUUGGGGCCUUUUUCUGGGAGUUAUAUCAGCAGUUCUCACCAAGUGUUCAACAAACCAGGGCUUCAUUCCUGUCAAUAAGAACCUGUGGUCUCUGUCCUAUGUGACGACACUGGCCUGCUUCGCUUUCGUGCUGCUCGCGAUCAUCUACUAUGCAGUGGACGUGAAGAAGUGGUGGUCCGGGGCUCCUUUCUAUUACCCUGGUAUGAACUCCAUCCUCGUGUACGUGGGUCAUGAAGUGUUUGAGAACUACUUUCCCUUCCGCUGGCAGAUGGCGAACAGCCAGUCACACACUGAGCACCUCGCCCAGAACCUGGUGGCCACCUGCUGUUGGGUCUUUAUCUCUUACAUCCUGUACAGAAAGAAGAUUUUCUGGAAAAUUUAAAAGUGAACCCCCCACCCCUCCAAAAUAAAACGAGAGACCUUGUUUGCAUCAGAUCGGCGUGCCUGCAGCUGAAACCAGAAUGUCCUUGGGCUUCUUUCUUCUGAUUUUGAGCGUCUUUUUUCUUUUUUCCCAUGAAGCUGCUGAGCCCGACCAAAUAUCUGCUCCAACUCAGGAAAGAACCUGUCCAAGCUUUGUGUACAAAUCUAAUUUCCAUGAUGACAUUAGUGGGGGGAUGUCUAAUUGCUUGUGUUACGGAUGCUUGUUUUCAUUCGUAUGUUUUUUUAAGCAGGCCCCUAGUUUACAGAAUGAAUUCCUCUGUCUCAAGUGUUGUUGUGUGAUUGAGUGAAAAGAGAGAGUGUGUGAUGAACACAUAAAGGAAAAGGCUCACCAGAACGACUCGCUUCAUCUUUUAUUAUUUCCACACCAAAGUGGAAGACAAACAUAAAUGCUGAUUACAUAAAGGGGACACAGUAUAUAAAGAUUGUGAAAAUGUGAGAGUUAACCUUAACUUACCGGUGCUCGGUUAAUCAUCGUUUUUUGUGAGUUAGUUGCCUCGUUCACAUGCAAUUUUUUUUUUUUUUUUUUUUUUUUUUUUUUAGCAGCCGUCUUUCCCACAUCUCAGCAGGCAAUGUGGCUUGCAAUGCUUUGUGUCACUGAACACGUAGAGGAAGUAUAAGACCACAAGUCAGACGACUGUUGAAACCAGUUGGUGGUUGCUGGCGCUGCACUUUGGUCAGUGCAGAGACUGCCAAGUGUGUGACUUUUUUUUGAUGAGGUUUUCAGGAAAGCACCUCACAUAAGAACUUUUGACGCACAUUCACCAGUUAAUGUGCCAAUUAAAUGCCAGAAAAUGUAUCAGUUUUAUUAGAAAAGACAGAAUAAUUUAUAUCAAAAUUCUGUUCCACUGUAUCAUUGAUAUAAAUAAUAUUGUUUUUCCGAAAUAUGUGUUCAGUCUGUCAGAAUAUCCAAUUGCUGUGAGAUUUUGGAACUGUCACUGAUCUAGUGCUGUUUUAAGUAAAUUACAUCAAUUUCCACUUUUUAUACAUUUAAUUAUUUUGUAUUUGCAACUUUUACUGAAUAAAACAUAU